Folsomia candida is the source of this 1695-nucleotide messenger RNA. RefSeq lists its product as uncharacterized. Lineage: Eukaryota; Metazoa; Arthropoda; Collembola; Entomobryomorpha; Isotomidae. The coding region runs from base 244 to 1542 and encodes 432 amino acids. The record is from RefSeq and is a predicted model, not a curated record. Gene Ontology annotation, molecular function: lipid binding. The transcript has 8 exons.
UUCAAGAAAUAUCUCUGAUUUAACACUAAACUUGGUGAUUCAUCGUUUAUUUGUACAGUUCGGCUGCUGCGCUUUUUCUCUUAUCCUUUCCUCCUUACUUACUCUUCCUCCUUAUCAUUCUUGAGAUGCUAGAAAGACCAGUGUGAGAACAUUCUUGGGCGCAUUUUGUGUCGUUCAGUUCAUGAGUAUCAAAAGGAGAUCGUUCUCCGCAUGAAUUAUAAAACUUUAUAAUUAAUAGGAAACAUGGACAAGCGUGGCUUGGCCGUGAGUGUAAUCAUCAUUAUUUGGGUAUUUCUCCCAUCUACUCAUCAAUACAAAAAAGGUCACGGUUCCGGAUUUAUGUUUAAGUACGAGCCGAAUUAUCGUGAGCGUCGCGAAGCAGAAGGGACUCUUGUCGAUCACAUCAAAAGCGUGAUAAACCACUACAAACGGGAAGAAGCGGCCGGACUCCCAUUCAUUAAGGAUCCUCUCCCAAUUAACUCGUUUCAUCAAAAGUUUUCUGGAAUGACAAUGAAAUUUCAGGACUCGCAAGUUUAUGGCUUCAGUCGGUUCAAAGUGGAGAAAUUGAAUGCAGAUUUGGCCGAGUUGAAGGUCAACAUGAAACUGACAAUUGAUGAGCUGGUGGUACGAGGCAGGUACUUGUUGUCAGCCUGGAUUUCCAAGACCCAAGGGGAUUACAACAUGACUGUUUUCAAUGCCCAACUUGACGUUGACGCCGAAUUGAUGGUUGACGAGCUAGGCUACCUUCAAGUCAGCAAAAUGGAGACGGAUAUUGUAUUCGGAGAUUUGAAAAUCUACUUUGAGAAUUUAGGAUUUCUGGGGAAAAUGUUUCAAGGAAUAGUGAACAAAGUUGGCGUCUUCAUAUUCGAAACAAUGAAGCCCACAAUCUGGAAUGAGGUAGAAGCAAAACUAACUGAAGUCAUGAACAGCGAAUCAAGAGACAUUCCACAUCAAUUCCCAACUUCCAUCAACCCCGUUGACCAAAUUUUAGCUCAUGUGAGAAAAUUAAUCAAAGAGCGAAACCUGGACCCUGUUCCCCUUGCUGAUUACUCUACCCAAAGUUCAAAAUGGUCAAACUUUGAGUUGUACAAUGGAUACUUGUACGGCCUCUCCUCAAUUCGACGCACGGGACCAAUGCUACUCGGGUUUGAAAGCAACACCAUUCACAUGACUGUUCAUUUGGGCGUGAAUAAUUUAAGAGGGACGUAUGAAUGGGGUUGGACAGCCAUGCGAGGGGUAUUAGGACGAAGGGGUCAACUUACAUUUAAUCUUGACUUUGUCAAUGUCGAAAUUCGGCUGCAGCAGUCUGCAAACUUGGACAAAAAGCCAAUCGUCGACUCCGUCAAUGUAACCCUGGGACCAACACAACUUACUUCUGAUGGCAUUGGCGCUGUCGAUUACGUCUUGGAAAUGAUUUUCAAUGUGGUUCCGAACAUGUUCCGGCAACGAAUUGCUGAUGCUGCCGAGUAUCCAUUAAGCCAAGCUUUGGAGGACGAACUCCAAAAAAUCAAUAUUGAGUCCUUCAUUGAUGAAAAUAUGUAACGAGAAAAAGUCGAAUCAACAUCAAAAUUAUUGUUUGUUGUUUCUUUUCGCAUAUUUCAAAUCGAGCAUCUAUAUUCGCAAAUACAUAUUGUUGUCAUACAUAUCUUUAAUUAUAAUUUCCAAAUAAAUAGACUGUCUGUUUAACAAAAUUCA